AUGAAGGAUUCGUCAGAGGAUCAAAAGGCUCCAAUCGAGUCAAGUCAACAGGAUGCGCCUGAAGUGGAGGUGAUUGAUGGGGGUCGUCCAACCAUCAGAACCUUCGCUACGAUCGCGAAGCUCAGGCCAAAUGACAUGGUCAGGGUACUCUCAAAUGGAUCAACAUAUACAGUUUCAGAAGUGAGAGGAGGAAAGUAUAUCCUUUGCGAUGAUAGUGGCAAGGAGGUUAUGCAAGGGCGCGAGUAUGAUGAGAGUGAGUUGGAAUUGGUAGAUGAUCCUUUCUAA
Messenger RNA from Fusarium oxysporum Fo47, 285 nucleotides. RefSeq lists its product as uncharacterized. The transcript has 3 exons. Bases 1 to 285 code for a protein of 94 amino acids. The record is from RefSeq and is a predicted model, not a curated record. NCBI's taxonomy places the organism in Eukaryota, Fungi, Ascomycota, Sordariomycetes, Hypocreales, Nectriaceae.